This is a messenger RNA of Knipowitschia caucasica, 915 nucleotides long. Lineage: Eukaryota; Metazoa; Chordata; Actinopteri; Gobiiformes; Gobiidae. The record is from the annotation of a GenBank genome assembly.
AUGGCAGCGCUACGAGCCUCGGGCAGCGGGAGAACACUCCUGAGCACUGUGAAGACGAUCAAGACACCCACGGCAAACAUGUCCUUUUCAGCUCUCCCGCGGGGCAGGAAGGUGGCUUUGACCACUGUUGGGGUGCUCACAGCAGGAGGAGCAGGGCUGGCUCUGGCUCUGCAUCAGUCAGUCAAAGCCUCAGACCUAGAGCUGCACCCGCCACAGUACCCAUGGAGCCAUGCCGGACCCCUUUCAGCCCUCGACCACGCCAGCGUGCGGCGGGGGUACCAGGUGUACAAACAGGUGUGCUCGGCCUGUCACAGUAUGGAGUACCUGGCCUUCAGAAACCUGGUGGGCGUGUCACACACAGAGGCGGAGGUCAAGGCCUUUGCUGAAGAGGCGGAGGUCGUGGACGGGCCCGACGAGUCUGGGGAGAUGUUCACCCGCCCAGGGAAACUUUCCGAUUAUUUCCCCAAGCCGUACCCCAACGCAGAGUCUGCUCGAGUGGCCAAUAACGGUGCGCUGCCCCCCGACCUCAGCUACAUCGUCAAUGCCAGGCAUGGAGGAGAGGACUACGUGUUCAGCUUGUUGACAGGCUACUGCGAGCCCCCAGCAGGGGUCUCUGUGAGGGAAGGGCUUUACUAUAACCCCUACUUCCCGGGACAGGCUAUCGGCAUGGCCCCACCCAUCUACAACGAGAUCCUGGAGUAUGACGACGGGACCCCAGCCACCAUGAGUCAGGUGGCCAAAGACGUGUGUACGUUUCUGAGGUGGGCCGCUGAGCCGGAGCAUGACCAGCGCAAACGUAUGGGGCUGAAGCUGCUGAUGGGCGGAGUCAUCCUCGUCCCUCUACUUUACUACAUGAAGCGCCACAGAUGGUCCGUCCUCAAGAGCAGGAAGAUCGCCUACAGACCUCCAAAAUAA